AUGCCUCCCAAACGAACGGCCUAUGAGGCCAUUGAUCUUACAGGGGAUGACGACAACGCGCCCUCGUACUCGUCGCAAUCCUUCGGUCGUUCGUCGCAGUACCCGUCAUCAUCGCAAGGAUACGCACACUCUCAUGCCCAUUCUUCAAGUCCGCGCCGCGCACGCAAACAAGCGCGUACAUCAUUCAACCAAGCGCAACGCACUACAUCUGGGUCGUCGCAAGCUGAAGCCAUCUUUAUAGACGAAGACGAAGACGAAGACGACGCCUCCCAGGAAGUCCCGGAUGCUACACAAGCCUACAAUCAGCAACAAUACGAAUUCGUACUAUACGGAGCAAUGCAUGGGAAGAUUGUGGGUGUGCGAUACUACAAUGGAUAUGCAACAAACGGUGAGACGGUGGUACUAAGGCGAGAACCCCAUAACGACUACGACAGCAAUGCGAUCAAAGUAAGCAAUGUGCAGGGCGAACAGAUUGGGCACCUUCCACGAGGUCUCGCGGCCAAGUUAGCCAGAUACAUGGACGAACGCAGUCUGCUCAUUGAGGCGCAACUUACAGGGGAGAAGGGCUUCUACGACUGCCCGGUCGAGCUUAAACUAUACGGAACCAAUGAUCCAGAUGUGCAGCAGGCUCUUAUGGCACGAAUGCGAAGUGACAAACUCCCUAUUGGACAUGCUUCAGAUCGAAAGCGUAAGGAGGCUGCGGCCGCGAAGGAACGCGAGCGAAUAGCUAAGCAAGCCGCCAAACAAGCCAAAAAGAAGGGUGCUACCGUUGUGGACAUUGGUGCCGACCAAGCCACACAAAACAGCAUGGCCGAAUAUGCUGCUGGUUCUUCGCAGGGUUCCGGCCUCGGGCCAGGGCCUAGCAUGGAGGAUAUCCUCGGUGAUAGUGUGCGCUUCAACCCUAGGAAUGUCGAAGAGAUGGUUGAGGAGUAUGGUAUCAAAGAAGAAGACCUAGUAAGUAAUGUGCUUAUGCAACCUCUGUGCCCACUCAUUAACUACCAACAGGCAAAAAUGCCACAAGCGCCCCAACCCGACACUCUUCUUACUGAGCUACACCCCUUCCAGUUGCAAGGUCUGCAGUGGAUGCUCGAUAAAGAAAGCCCCAAGCUCCCAGCCUCAGGCACCAAAGACGUAGUCCAGCUUUGGCGACGACACACUCAUAUACCAAAUGCGUUCACAAAUAUCGCAACAAGCUUCUCGAUCCAGAAUCCGGCACUAGCUUCCGGGGGUAUACUGGCCGACGAUAUGGGCUUGGGCAAGACUAUCCAGACCAUCUCCCUUAUCAUGGCAGACCGCGCACUUAAUCUUCGUGCAAAGGAUUCCUCAGGCGCCACGCUGAUCCUUGCCCCCGUAUCAGUAAUGAGCAACUGGAGUACGCAGAUGAAGAAGCAUGUCAAGCCUGAACACGCUCUUCGUGUCAUGUUCUGGCAUGGUCAGAGAAAGGAACCCAUCACACCCAAAUCAAUCGAGAACUACGAUGUCGUAAUUAGCACAUACGAAUCUGUCUCUUCUGAUUGGUACUCGCAAACGAAGCCUACUCUCCCACGGCGUUCCGGACCUUUCUCUAUCAAGUGGCGACGGGUCAUAUUGGACGAGGGUCAUGGCAUAAGGAACCCGAAAGCGAAGAAGACUAUCGCCAUUACAAAUCUGAUGGCGCAAUCUCGGUGGACACUUACCGGCACGCCGAUUAUCAACAAUCUCAAAGAUCUCUACUCUCAAGUUCGUUUCUUGCGUCUUUCGGGUGGCCUCGACUCUUUCGAAAUCUUCCACAGUGCCAUUAUGCGCCCUGUCAUGCAAGGCGAUGUCCAGGGCCACAAGGUACUCCAGCAGCUGAUGUCGAGUGUCUGUCUACGUCGCAAGAAGGAGAUGUCGUUCAUCGACCUACGGCUACCUGAGCUCUCUGAGUACGUACACAAGAUCAAGCUGCAUCCACACGAACAGGAGAAGUAUGAUGCCUUGGAGGCUCAGGCCAAGGGUACGCUGGACAUUUAUAAGCACAACAUCGGGAAGAAAAACGCCGGAGAUACUUAUCGCCAUCUCCUGGAAGUGUUGCUUCGAAUGCGACAAGUUUGCAACCACUGGCAACUGGUGGAUGAAGAGCGUCUCGACUCCAUCAUGAAGCAGCUUGAAGCAGAAGGCGUUGUCGAUUUGACAGAAGAGAACAAAGCGGCGCUCCAGAAGAUGCUUCGACUUUCCAUUGAAUCACAAGAAGACUGUCCGAUCUGUUUGGACGUUUACAAGGAGCCGGUCAUAACCAAAUGCGCCCACAUCUUCUGUACGCCCUGUGUAGAACGCGUUAUCGAAACCCAACACAAGUGCCCCAUGUGCCGUGCCGAGCUUGAGUCCCUUGCAACCACAACUGUCAAGCCUGCAAAGGAAAAAUCUGGCGCCGCUCCAGCGCCUUUGACACAAGACCAGAUUGCAGAUAAGGAAUCUCUAGAGAAGAACACUAGCACAAAAGUCGAGGCCCUCCUCGACAUACUUCGGGCAUCAGCCAACGACCCCACAAACAAGACAAUCAUCUUCAGCCAAUGGACUUCUUUUCUCGAUAUCCUAGAACCACACCUCACACUCUAUGGUCUAAAGUACGUCCGCAUAGAUGGCUCCAUGUCCGCAACACAACGUGACGUCGCCCUCGAAGCCCUAGACUCCGACCCAGCCACAACCAUCAUGCUCGCCUCGCUCGCCGUAUGCAGCGUCGGUCUUAAUCUCGUCGCCGCAAACCAAGUCAUCAUGGCAGAUUCAUGGUGGGCGCCUGCCAUCGAAGAUCAAGCUGUAGAUCGCGUGCAUCGGCUGGGGCAGAAGCGCGAGACGACAGUAUUCCGAUUAGUGGUUGAGGGAAGUGUGGAGGAGCGUGUAUUGGGUAUUCAAGAAGAGAAGAGAAAGUUGAUGGGUUUGGCAUUUGCAGAGAAGGAGGGUGGAAAGCAGAGGAAGAAGAGGGCUGGUGCUGGACUGGGUGAUCUGCAAAGGCUGCUGGGUACGCAACAGCCUGCUACUCAGACGCAGACACAGACAGAAGCUGGCUAG
Alternaria arborescens is the source of this 3027-nucleotide messenger RNA. RefSeq lists its product as hypothetical. The transcript has a single exon. The record is from RefSeq and is a predicted model, not a curated record. Bases 1 to 3027 code for a protein of 1008 amino acids. Lineage: Eukaryota; Fungi; Ascomycota; Dothideomycetes; Pleosporales; Pleosporaceae. Gene Ontology annotation, molecular function: ATP-dependent chromatin remodeler activity; nucleic acid binding; ATP binding.